AUGGAUCCCAAUAGUAUUAAUACUCAAGAUGUGGAGUUACGCGAACAAGAUCGGUGGUUACCAAUAGCCAAUGUUGCUAGACUAAUGAAAAAUACUUUACCAACCACAGCCAAGGUUUCUAAGGAUGCUAAAGAAUGUAUGCAAGAAUGUGUAUCUGAAUUUAUAUCGUUUAUAACUAGUGAAGCUAGUGAUAAAUGCUUAAGAGAAAAACGUAAAACUAUAAAUGGUGAAGAUAUAUUAUACUCCAUGCAUGAUUUAGGGUUUGAAAACUAUGCUGAAGUUUUAAAGAUAUAUUUAGCAAAAUAUAGAGAACAACAAGCUAUUAGACAAGAACGUGGAGAAACAAGAGCUUCAAAGAGACAAGCCAAACAAGCAGCAGCUGCAGCUGCUGCUUCAGGAGAUUCACCAGAAGAAUCCUUAAAGCUGAAUGAAAUAAUAGACAGUAACUCAUACCUGAAUGCUGCUUCUAAUACAGAUACUCCUUUGACAGGAGAACAUCCCGAGGAAAUUGGCGAAGAAUCACAAUAUAUGGAAGAACAAUUAGAUCCUGAAUCCCAAGAUGGAUUUAUUAAUGAAGAACACAUUAUCCAUGGCGUUGUUGCACCAGAAGAACAAAGUAAUAUCGAAGCUGAAACAACUGAAGCCACAGCAAACGGAGAUCUGCCAGCAUUAUUUUCCCAAUUUGAAGGAACAGAUGUAAAGGUUAAACAAGAAUCUGAAGACUUACACCACAAUGGGAAUGAAUCAAAUAAUAUACCUGGUUCAAAAGAAGAUAUCGAAGACUACAGAUAUGAUGAUUUUAUUACUGAUGAGCCCAAUGAUGAUUUACACCUCCAUACCGGUUCUAAAGGUCAUCCUAAUAUCGAUGAAUUGACGAAACAGCUUACACAUGAUGAACCAGACAUUGAUACUAUUGCGGCGGGAAUAGCGAACGGAGGAUCAGAUAGUUAUUUCUGA
Messenger RNA from Scheffersomyces coipomensis, 957 nucleotides. RefSeq names its product Hap31p (gene HAP31). The record is from RefSeq and is a predicted model, not a curated record. The transcript has a single exon. Gene Ontology annotation, cellular component: CCAAT-binding factor complex; nucleus. Bases 1 to 957 code for a protein of 318 amino acids. Gene Ontology annotation, biological process: regulation of transcription by RNA polymerase II. NCBI's taxonomy places the organism in Eukaryota, Fungi, Ascomycota, Pichiomycetes, Serinales, Debaryomycetaceae. Gene Ontology annotation, molecular function: DNA-binding transcription activator activity, RNA polymerase II-specific; RNA polymerase II cis-regulatory region sequence-specific DNA binding; protein heterodimerization activity.